AUUGAUUAGACUUCCAAAUUUCAAACUCUGAGUUUGGCGGAUGGGUCGAGUUUUAAUUACGAUGUGUUCAAAGAGUUAUACGGCUUUCGGCUGUUCAUCAUACCAUCAAAUGGUCAUCCAAAUCGAAUUUAAAUCCCUGCUUCGCUUUGAGUGCUGCGUUGUUAAAGCGAUUAUCACGAUUUAUUUAACAAAGUUAUGUUUGAAAAUGUCGAUACGCUAUCGAGACUGAGUGCUUUGACACGCUAUCUGUCUCGGCGCACUACAGGUGCUGCAAUCACCUCCUCUGGGCCAACGCCACUCCAUAUCUUAUCUAUUAAGAGCGUUUUUACAAAUCAGGAAGGCAUAUAUUGUGGUCGGCCCGGUCAUUUUGGUCUGUGGCCGUUGGACAUUGUCGGGCGACUGUCGGUCACUUGUUCAGUCCGGUGACGGGUGCAGAGAUGGAGCACAACUCAGAGGCCGGCGGCCAGUCAGAGGCGCCCGGAGGGCUCUCCCCCAACUACAACAACUCACUGGGCCGGCCGUCCCUCUACGACACCUAUUACCUGCGCACCUACCAAAACUACCUGAGCGGCGACCGACUGCCGAGCGAGAACCACUUCCGUAACAUCGGCUCGGUGGCCGAUCACCAGCUGAGGCCCACGCUCGAGCAGAUCCGAGAGGGAGACUUUAUCAAAAAGGAUGCGGGCGAUGCGGAGGCAGACGCCGACCAGACCGAGCUCAAGGGAAAAGUCAUCAAGUUCGGAUGGAUCGAAGGAGUAUAUAUGCGGUGCUUGCUCAACAUCUGGGGCGUGAUGCUGUUCCUGCGUCUGACCUGGGUGGUGGGUGAGGCUGGAAUCGUGGAGGCUCUGGCCAUCAUCUGCGCUGCGAACAUGGUGACCGUCAUCACCACCAUCUCCAUGUCUGCCGUGGCCACUAACGGACAGAUUAAAGGAGGCGGUAUUUACUACAUGAUCUCCCGCUCUCUGGGUCCCGAGUUCGGCGCCUCGAUCGGCCUGCUGUUCACCGUCUCCAACUCAGUGGCUGUGGCCAUGUACGUCGUCGGCUUCUGUUCGUCGUUCAGCGACAUGCUGCGGGAGUACGCCGGCGAGGACGCCAUGAUCGUCGACGGCGGUGUCAACGACGCUCGUAUCAUCGGAUCGGUGGCCAUGGUUCUGAUCCUGGCUCUGGCCAUUGUCGGCAUGGACUGGGUGACCAGGGUCCAGCUACUGCUGCUCUUCCUGCUGAUUGCCUCCCAAGUGGACUUUGUCGUCGGCUGCUUCAUGGGACCGCAAGACGACACCGAGAAAGCUCAGGGCUUCGAGGGCCUCAGCUUCGACCUGCUGAAAGAGAACGCCUGGAACGACUACCGGCCGUUCGAGGGCAUCGACUACAACUUCUUCAGCGUGUUCGGCGUCUUCUUCCCGGCUGUGACUGGCAUCGUGGCUGGCGCUAAUCUCUCCGGAGACUUGAAGGAUCCGGCGGAGGCCAUCCCCAAAGGAACGCUGCUGGCCAUCUUGACCACCUUCUGCACCUACAUCGUCUACCCGAUCAUGAUCGCGGCGGCGGCCAAGCGCUACGCCUCCGGCGACAUCCGUGAGCUGAACGUCACCGACCCGAACGGCGAGAUGAGCAUGGACGGCAAAAACGAAACGCUCUACCCCGUGUACAACUGCACCGGGCGUAUCGACGACUGCGACUAUGGCACGCAGAUCAGCAGUCAGGUGAUGGGCCUCCUCUCUGCCUGGGCGCCUCUGAUCUACGCCGGCUGCUUUGCCGCCACUCUAUCGUCUGCCAUCGCCUCGCUGGUCGGAGCGCCGCGCGUCCUGCAGGCUCUGGCCAAGGACAAGCUGUACCCGUACAUCCACUUCUUCGCCAAGGGCUACGGCGCCAACCAGGACCCGUUCCGCGGCUAUGUCAUCGUCUUCAUCGUGGCCGAGUGCUGCGUGCUGAUCGGCCAGCUGAACCCGAUCGCUAACCUCAGCUCGGAGGUGUUCCUGGCCGCCUACGCGCUCAUCAACCUCUCCUGCUUCCACGCCUCGCUGCUGAAGAGCCCUGGCUGGCGACCUGUGUUCAAGUACUACAACGCCUGGGUGUCGCUGCUCGGCGCCAUCAUCUGCAUGGUGGUGAUGUUCCUCUGCGACGCCAUCAUCGGCACCGUGGUGCUGGUCAUCACGCUGCUGCUCUACCUGUUCGUCUCGUACCGAAAACUGGACGUCAACUGGGGCUCCACCACGCAGGCGCAGACCUACGUGACGGCGCUGGGCUUCAUGCAGCGUCUGAACCAGGUGCGCGAUCACGUGAAGAACUACCGGCCGCAGGUUCUGGUGCUGUCCGGUAUGCCGGGCGACCGUCCGCCGCUGGUCGACUUCGCCAACGCACUCACCAAGAACCUGUCGCUGCUCAUCUGCGGACACGUCGUCAAGGGCCCGAUCACACCGCGUGCCAAGAGCGCCAUCCAGAACCAGGCUAACGCGUGGCUGCAGCGGCACAAGGUGCGCGCCUUCUACAGCGUCAUCGAGGACCAGAGCUACGAGCACGGCGCCGUGGCGCUAAUGCAGCUGGCCGGCCUCGGCAACCUGAAGCCCAACAUGACGCUGAUGGGAUACAAGAACGACUGGCGUACCUGUCCCCGGGAUGAGGUGCAGCAGUACUUCUCCUGCGUCAACGAGGCUCUGGACAACUACCUGGCCGUGGCGAUCCUGCGCGUCAAGAAUGGACUCGACUUCAGCGCCGAGAUGGGCGAGGACCCGAAUUCGCCGCUGCACAAGUCCAAUACGAGCACCUCACUCAAGGGUGAUGGAGCUAACGGCAGUGACGAGGGCAGUGACGAGCCCAACGACCGGUCGGCCACCAGCGGGGACGCCACGCCGCGCGUCACAACCGUCGACGGCAAGAAGAAGAACGGCGAGGAGCUGUACGUGAGCCGAACCGGCGAGCCGCUGCCAGCCCAGGUGGUGGAAAACCUCACCCAGUUCCGCAGCAAACAGAAGGGCUUCAUCGACGUCUGGUGGCUGUACGAUGACGGAGGUCUGACGCUGCUGCUGCCGUACAUCCUGACGUCACGCUCACAGUGGGCCGACUGCAAGCUGCGUGUGUUCGCCCUGGCCAACAAGCGUGGUGAAUUGGACACAGAGAAACGCAGCAUGGCGGCGCUGCUCUCCAAGUUCCGUAUCGACUACAGUGACGUCAUUGUCAUCGAUGACGUCACCAAGAAGGCGGAGCAGUCGACCCGGGACACGUUCAAUGAGAUGAUCGCCCCCUUCAAGAAGGACGACGAGUCGGACAUUCCAGACGAGAUCUCCGUGACGGACAGCGAGCUGUUGGCGAACAAGGAUAAGACGAACCGCCACCUGCGGCUGCACGAGCUGGUGCAGCAGCACAGUAAAGACUCGUCGCUGGUCGUCAUGACGCUGCCCAUGACCCGGAAGGGCACCGUGCACGCUCCGCUCUACAUGGCGUGGCUGGAGAUGAUGACCAAGGACAUGCCGCCGUUCCUGAUGAUCCGAGGAAACCAGACCUCGGUGCUGACCUUCUACUCGUAGUGCGCGGCCUCUGGGAUGGACUGGUGGGCGGGGUAGGGGGAUCGGCGGCGCGCCGGGAGCUGCUGACGGGGCCGGUCGGCCCGGCGGGGGCCAGCGCGGGCCAGUCAGGCCCAGUGGGGCCACAUUGUGAACGUGUGUGGGGAAAACAGUGAGUCUAGUUCAGUGGCCGGGACGGCGCCGGGCUAGGCAUGUUUCAGUUCCUUGCUCAAAUCCGACAUUGUGUGCCUUAGUAGUGUGCGUGAAAAGACAGCCUUUCGCCAUGACAUCGUGUCUUGUUCCGAAGUUUUAAGAUCGAUUUGUAGAUGGUUGUUUGUUUAGGGAUUUCCGGGCGGUGACUGCGUGGAAUCGUGGAGAGCAAGCUGUGAUUGAUAUCUUUUGGAGUAUUUCAUAUGUAUUAGCGGUAUCGUUUUUCACAAAGUUCGGAUUCCAUAUCGGUUUUAAGUGCCGUUCGUACGAUUGUUUACCCCAGAAAGACUUUAAUUGUGGGCUGAUUGAGCAUAAAUAUCACGUCUUCCAGCCGUUGAAUCGUUUGUAUGUGCCUCCAACAACGAGAUAUGUUAAUACAUCAGUUUUAUGA
This is a messenger RNA of Amphibalanus amphitrite, 4098 nucleotides long. Its product is annotated as bumetanide-sensitive sodium-(potassium)-chloride cotransporter-like. Gene Ontology annotation, biological process: chloride transmembrane transport; cell volume homeostasis; sodium ion homeostasis. Bases 438 to 3521 code for a protein of 1027 amino acids. The record is from RefSeq and is a predicted model, not a curated record. Gene Ontology annotation, molecular function: sodium:potassium:chloride symporter activity. Gene Ontology annotation, cellular component: membrane. The transcript has 23 exons. Lineage: Eukaryota; Metazoa; Arthropoda; Thecostraca; Balanomorpha; Balanidae.